GCCAUCUUGAAAUUCAGUAUUGUGCCAGUCGGGGGGGCGGUGACAUUAUUUUACCCGUCAUCGUCAUAAUUUUGUGAACUUGUUCGAAAAAACGCGAAAAUAAGUGUCGUUUUUUGGUGUAAAUAGUUUAUGUCAGGACUGAACGUGAGGAUGGCGGGUCAGACUAUAAACGAUAGGUUUUUGGCCGCUCGGCACAGUAUCGCCGGCCAAGGAUUAGCAAAGUCAGUAUGCAAAGCUACAACCGAAGAAAUGAUUGCACCGAAAAAGAAACAUUUAGAUUAUCUAGUCCACUGCACAAACGAGCCGAACGUGUCAAUACCACAGCUGGCGAACCUCUUGGUGGAGCGCACUCAGAACACAAACUGGGUGGUGGUGUACAAAGCACUCAUCACCGUACACCAUUUAUUAGCAUAUGGCAAUGAGAGAUUCACACAAUACCUAGCAUCCAGUAAUUCUACGUUUCAACUAAGUAAUUUCUUAGAUAAAAGUGGAGUACAAGGCGCGGCCGGUGCCAGGAUCGGUGAGUUUAUACAGAGUGAUAGCUUUUUGUAUGUUUGUGUGUUGCAAGAAGACUCCAUUCAAUAAGAUUUCUCCAUAAAA
Ostrinia furnacalis (Asian corn borer) is the source of this 600-nucleotide messenger RNA. RefSeq names its product phosphatidylinositol-binding clathrin assembly protein LAP-like. Bases 130 to 585 code for a protein of 151 amino acids. Gene Ontology annotation, biological process: clathrin-dependent endocytosis; clathrin coat assembly; synaptic vesicle budding from presynaptic endocytic zone membrane. NCBI's taxonomy places the organism in Eukaryota, Metazoa, Arthropoda, Insecta, Lepidoptera, Crambidae. Gene Ontology annotation, cellular component: extrinsic component of presynaptic endocytic zone membrane; synaptic vesicle; clathrin-coated vesicle. The record is from RefSeq and is a predicted model, not a curated record. The transcript has 4 exons. Gene Ontology annotation, molecular function: SNARE binding; phosphatidylinositol-4,5-bisphosphate binding; 1-phosphatidylinositol binding.